Molecule: messenger RNA, 2263 nt
Organism: Pogona vitticeps (central bearded dragon)
Lineage: Eukaryota; Metazoa; Chordata; Lepidosauria; Squamata; Agamidae
Gene: TMEM209
Product: transmembrane protein 209
Cellular component (GO): membrane
Source: RefSeq, a predicted model, not a curated record
UCCCUGGGCCGAAGGGCGGGGCGAAGAACGCACGGGGCCCAAUCCAAGCUGAGGGCUUAAGCAGCCGCCCGUUCUGCCUUUCUUUCCACCACCCCCGUCUCCUCGGAAACAAAUCCCGCCCUCUCAUCUUUUUUUUUCUCCCGGCCGGUCAAGGGAAGGCGUGCGUUUCCAGUGCGCAGGCGCCGUUUCUUAGUCCGCGGUGCGCAGGCGCCCUUGGCGAAGGGUCCGCGAGGAAGGCUCGAGCGAGCCAGGUGGAGGCCAUGCAGGGGGAACGGAGUCCGGCCGAGACCCUCAUUGACAGAACCAUCCAGAUGAAGAAGGAAACAGAAGCUAGGAACAUCGUCUUGGCCUGGGGAUUUCUUAACCUGUCAUUUGCUGGCAUGAUUUAUGCUGAAAUGUCUGGGAAACUAUUAAAUUCGUAUUGCAACAUCUCAUGCUGGUUACUAUGGUAUAUUGAACUUGCAUUUGCAACUCUGUUCAGCCUCAACGCUCUAUUUGAUUUCUGGAGGUACUUCAAAUAUACCGUGGCCCCGACCAGUUUAGUCGUCAGCCCCGGACAACGGAUACUCCUGGGGCUGCGGAACACAGCUGUCCAGAUGACGCCGCCACCUGAACUGGUGCCGAGGAAAACACCUCCUUCAACCCCUUCUCCUUCCAUCCAGGGGCAAAGUGUCUUGAGCUACAGCCCCUCUCGCUCACCCAGCGCCAGCCCCAAAUUUGGUCCGAGUUGCAUGUCAGGUUACAGCCCUCAGCUGCAACCCCUGUCAGGGAGCAGCGGUGCCUACGGUGCAGCCCUAACUUAUUCCCCCGGCAGCAGUUACAGUAAGGCACCCUCUUUCAGCCCUUCUCCAGCGGCUUCCCCUUACCCCGCCAGCCUUGGUCCCAUGGAUACCAGCGGAGCCAGAUCUCGGUACCGCUCUUCUCCCACCGUAUACAAUUCUCCUGCCGGCAAGGAAGACUACAUGACCGACCUCAAGUCGCUCGACAGCUUCCUCCGAAGCGAGGAGGAGAAGCAGCACAGGGUCCAGCUGGGGAGCUCGGAUUCCAGCUCUCCCUCAAACAGUCCAACCUUCUGGAAUUACGGCCGCUCCAUGGCAGACUAUGCCCAGAUGCUCAGGAAGUUCCAGUACCAACCCGCUUGCCGGUCACAAGCCCCUUCGGCUCACAAAGAUGAAGCGGAUUUGACUUCCAAGCAGGCUGCGGAAGAGGUUUGGGCACGGUUAUCUGUGAGCCGACAGCUGCUCGACCACAUGGACUCCUGGACUGCGAAAUUCAGAAAUUGGAUCAAUGAGACCAUUUUAGUGCCUCUGGUUCAGGAGAUUGAGUCUGUGAGUAUGCAGCUGCGGAGGAUGGGGUGUCCUGAGCUGCAGAUUGGAGAUGCUAGUAUCAGCAGUCUGAAGCAAGCAGCCCUGGUGAAAGGUCCCCUCAUUCCUACGUUGAACACGAUUGUGCAGUACCUGGACCUCACACCCAACCAGGAAUAUUUGGUUGAAAGGAUCAAAGAGCUUUCUCAAGGAGGGUGCAUGAGCUCAUUCCGAUGGAAUCGAGGAGCAGACUUCAAGGCACGCAAGUGGGAUACGGAUCUGCCAACUGACUCUGCUAUACUUAUGCAUGUAUUCUGUACGUACCUUGAUGCCCGGCUGCCGCCUCAUCCAAAAUACCCCGAUGGCAAAACCUUUACCUCCCAGCACUUCAUUCAGACGCCGGAUAAGCCAGACGUGGCAAACGAGAACUUGUUUUGCAUCUACCAGAGCAGCGUCAACCCUCCUCACUACGAACUUAUCUACCAAGGCCAAGUCUACAAUCUACCCAAGGGCAGAAACAAUUUGUUCCACACUUUGCUUAUGUUCCUGUACAUCAUAAAGACAAAAGAAUCUGGAAUGCUGGGGAGAGUCAAUCUCGGCUUAUCUGGUGUGAACGUCCUGUGGAUUUUUGGAGACUAGCUGGAUUUCUCAGUUCAUUCAAGCAAAACUCCAGUUGGGACCGGGAAUGAAGACCUCCACCCACAAGGGAGGAAGGGUUUUACUGCACUUGCUGCUUUGAAAACAUUAUUUGGAUAUUAAGCAGGUGGUUUUUUGAACUGUCUUUAAACCAUGAUCAAACACCUUUUGAACUGAAACAGGAAAGAUUUUGUGUAUAAUGUCAAUAUCGCAGUAGGAAAGUUUCUGGAAAAUUUGUGGAAGAAUGGAAGCGUCUGUUUCGGGAAUCCUUGCUUCUACUGGGUUGGAAAGGUUUCGUCUAGACAUCAGAGAAGAAGACACUG